GUGAUCCGUUAGACUACGGAGUAAGUGUUAGAAGGUGCAUUAUCAGGGGGAGUACAUCAUUAUUGCUGACAACGGCUCGCCUAUUGUAGUGCAUAAUAUAUACACACAUUUGAGAUAAUAGUAAAGAAGAAAAGUACGUGCACGGCCAUCAGCGUUUUCAUCGUUGAAGAUGUCCUCCUACAGCAACACGCAGUCGCGGCUCCAGCGCAUCGCCCCGCAGCUGCGCCCCGCCGGUGUCCACGGCGACUUCAGUGAGGCCACCGUCGCCGAGCUGCUCUCGAGCUUCAACCCGGACGGCCUCGUCACCCCCGAUCACAUCCGCGCCUUCCAGCAUCGCGGCGCCGGCGUGGGUGAGGCGACACGCUCGUGGAGCCGCUCGAAGGACUCACCAGUUGAUCCAAACAUGCGCCACGGUGUGAAAGGGGAGACGGCGUCUGGCGGUGCCGAAGCGUGCCUGCGUCCGGAGGAGUAUGCGGACAAGAUGACGGCGCUGCUGGACGCGCAGCGCGAGACGCAGUACCUCAGCAACCGCCGCAAGCCCCUCGGCCACGCGCCUGUGCCGGAAAACCCCGUGCCGGUGCCGCUGCACGGUUUUGGCAUUACCCAUGAAAAGGGGGAGUCCACACAAUCUGUCCUGGCCGGCUACCGUGCCGUGGACGUUAUCCACCCUGCGGGGGAGCAGGUGUCGCGCAAUUACAACUGGGAUGCGCACGGCAUCGACCCGACGCAGCACCGGUUUGGCCGCCCGUCGGAGAACUCAAACGGUUCUACCGCUGCGGCGGUGCGCUGCGAGAGUGCGACACAGCUGCGGUCGAAGCUGGCGAACGACUACCAGAGCACCGUCGCACACGAACUGGGCAAGUCAAAGAGUUACGGCUUCGACGACCCGGCUGAAUGGGAUGCGACGAAGCGAGGCCGGGUGGCGCAGCCCGGGGCAAGCGGGAAGGCGGCGAGCCACUUCCAGACGGAGCAGCCGACGGUGCAGGAGGUGCUCUCCUCCUGGGCCGCCGCUACGUCCUCGGCGACGGCGGCGCAGUCGGCAGAUGAAGCGAGCGUUAGCGACGGAGAGAAAACUUGUGCUGUCGAGCAGAGUUCGGCGCAGCCUUCUAAAAACAAGCUCGGCAACUUAGAGGACGAUGUUCGUGCACACCAAUUGCUCUACCCCUGCCACUACGUGUCGCUCGGCGUGGAGUCGAAGUACUUUGCGGGGGGACGUACUUUAGACGACAUUCGGCAGCUGUGCCAUAAGUGCGACUUUGGCUUGACGGACGCCGACAUCGACGCCGUCUUCAAUGAGAUGAGCAAGGAUGGCAAGUGUAGCAUCGAGGAGUUCAAGAACCAGGCGCGAGUGAAGGGCUUAAUGUAA
Leptomonas pyrrhocoris is the source of this 1366-nucleotide messenger RNA. RefSeq lists its product as hypothetical. The record is from RefSeq and is a predicted model, not a curated record. The coding region runs from base 170 to 1366 and encodes 398 amino acids. The transcript has a single exon. NCBI's taxonomy places the organism in Eukaryota, Euglenozoa, Kinetoplastea, Trypanosomatida, Trypanosomatidae.